Molecule: messenger RNA, 8210 nt
Organism: Leptidea sinapis
Lineage: Eukaryota; Metazoa; Arthropoda; Insecta; Lepidoptera; Pieridae
Gene: Grip163
Product: gamma-tubulin complex component 6
Exons: 16
Coding region: 715-5616 (1633 amino acids)
Biological process (GO): spindle assembly; microtubule nucleation; mitotic cell cycle
Cellular component (GO): spindle pole; gamma-tubulin complex; centrosome
Molecular function (GO): gamma-tubulin binding; microtubule minus-end binding
Source: RefSeq, a predicted model, not a curated record
AGCAAUUGACACAGACACUAAAUUGAGGUAAAGCAAUAAAUAAACUAUAUAGGAAUAUUCGUGAGAUGAAAAUAUUAGCCAAAGAAAGAGAGACGAAGAAGGCGAUAGCAGUGUGGAGCAAUGCAAAGCAGAUUGAAUAACAUCAGUACCCCAACGGACAUUUUAUCAGCAGCCGAAACUGUUUUUGAAUUACAUGGCUCUUCAAAGUAAGCCGGAAAUAAAAUAAUAGACUCACAAAAUAAGCCUGACCUACCGCUAGAAACCUUCAACUUGCUGUUGGUCAACCAUCAAUGUCAAGAGAUCUGUCAUCUGAGAUUCAUUUGAGAUAGAUUUCAGAUCGUCAACUAAGACGACAAGAACGUCAAAGACAUGGCCGUAUGGGAUUGAUACUUUUGCCUGUCCAAAUAUUGGACGAAGAAUCAAAAAAAAAAAAAAAUAAUAGAAUAGCAAAAUAUUUUUUCAAAUUUCAAUAUUUAUUAUUAAUUUAAUAAUUAUGUGAAUUACAAAUGGUAAACUAUAUUGUGUAUACUGUAUUAUGCACAAACUAACUAGAGAUGCCAAAUCAUUUAUUGUGCUGAUAACAUUACUAUUAUUAUACUAGCACAUAUCUAAAUAUCUAGUAAUUAAUAAGAAAUAAAAACUUUUUCAUACAUAAGUUAGUCCGAUAGUGUAUAAUAGUAUUGUUUUGUUUGUUGUUUGGGAAACAAUUAAAUAAUGUCUGAAUCCAAGAAUGAUUCAAGUGUUUACGAGUUACUGACUCAAUUAUGCGUAAACACAGCGCAAAGUUAUUGUCAUCAAAACAAAACUAUUUCCGUAAGCGUUCUUGCAUCAAAAAUGAGAUCACAAUCGUACGAAAUAAUAUUAAAAAAAUCGUCGUCUUCUGUUCCUUUAUUAAGUCAAGAUCCUGUCUUAAAUUUGUUAUCAUGUUGCUUUAUAAUGCAACAAACUGCUACAAAUGUGAUCCAAUAUAAACAAGCUUCUGACUUAAAGACUGCUAUAGGAAUAGUAAAAAGAUUCACGGAUGAAAAGGAAAAUAAAGAUAACUUCUAUGAUGUUUUGAGACUCCUUGUAAAACUAUACAGUGCCAUUGAUAAAAAUGUACAUUCUAAACUAUAUGAGAGGCCAUUUUCAUUUGGAAUUCUUGAUAAAAUGCUUCCAAAGCCAAAAAAAGAGGAUUUUGGUUCACCAAAUCCAUACCCCUUUUACCCAUCUUAUAUAUUUGAAUUACCAUACAAACUAAGAAGCAAUGAAAAUAAUUUACAAAGAAAAAUCAGUUACCAAGACUAUUCUGUUACAACAUUUGAUUCAAAGUUAAAUAAUUUGGAUGCUAAUUCACAAUGUGCCGAAGUUAAAACAUUAUCAAGCCCCAUGUCUUUAUUAUCUAUAACAACAACAUCUGGUUCACCAUAUUCCAACAACAACAUAUUUAACUGCCCACGUUUGACAGAACCCAGAGAUAUCCAGAUUCCAAAGAUGUCUUCCAGUGAACCCAAGGUCUCCUUCAUAAGUUCAAGUACAGAGACAGUGCCUCAACGAAUGGAAAUAAAUGAAUCACCCAAUAUUUGGGAGAUUGCAAGUCAAAUAGAUAAAGACAUACCAGAUGAUAUAUGGGAACAUGUUUCACAACUCCGUCACAGGAAUGAAAGACAGCUGUUAGCCGCAUCGUCCAGAGAGAUGGCUCUGUGGAGGACAACUCAUAGUGAUGUUAUGAGGGACCUCGAUAUUAUGUCGGAAAAGCAAUUCAUAAGACAUAUCAUGUAUCUAUUAAUUGGGAUAGAGACAAAAUCAUUUCCAUACAACAAGGACACAAAGAACUUUUACAUGAAAAAGAACCUAGUUAUCGAAUGUGUAUCACAAGACCAUUUAAAUGGGUACAUGGCAACACUGUUGUUAGUUGGAACAUUCUAUAGAAGGUUGUAUGAUUUUGCAUUCAACCUUUCGAUUGAAGAUCAUUUUCAUAACAAAGGACUUGUUUUUGAGGCCGCUAGAGAUGUGGUAAGACAGUAUUUAUUAGAGUUUCGACUUAAAGCAACAGACAUUUUUGAGGAAUAUUAUAACACUCUAUCUGAGGAUCUCAAUUGUAUGCCAACUCUACUUCAAAUACUUCACCACGUGGAACCACUGCAAUAUGAAAUAGAGACGUUAGCGUCUGUAUAUAAGCUUAUCGAAGCAGAUUCCACACCGUUACCGAACGGUGCUGAGCUCAUGUCAUAUUUGUUCAAGGAAAUAUCUCUUGUAACUCACAAGAGAACCGCGCAGACAUUGUUCAAUUCAAUGUACAACAUCUGCAAAGUUUAUUUCAAAUUUAUUGAAAGGUUUAUAUUCGAAGGCGAGCUAGACGAUAGUUUUAAUGAGUUUUUCAUCAAAAAAGACAGUCAAUAUGUUAAUUGUCGAACGAAACGUUACUGGGAUAAAGGCUUUCACAUAACAUUAAGUGUUGCUGUGCCAGAAUUUUUGAGACCGUUGGCUUCUUUUAUAUUGCUGUGUGGGAAGUCCUUAAGAUUAUUAAAGCUGUGCAAUCCUACUGAUCCUUUAGUUCUAUUGAUAUCUUCGGAUCAUCCUUCAGUAAGAUGCUGCGCCAGUUUCUCAGAGCUGGAACGUGAGCAGCAAACCCUGGAAGUGUACAGAACGCGAUGUCGGUUCGUCAGCGGGGAGCCGGUGACCUUCGAUCAGAUCCUACUGAAGCGGGAGGCGGAGAGGAAGGCGUUCACGGAAAUGGCCUCUUUAAAACAGGCUGAGACUAUGGAGAAAAUUGUUGCUGAACGAAAACGCUUAGCUCAACUGAUAAUAGCGGAGAAACAGCAUUCAUUGCGAGUGCUUGAAGCCGCCAUGGCUGAGGCUAAGGCGGCUAAGAACAGGUCGACACAGCGCGCGAAGCAUCUCGCUAAUCUUGAAGCGGCUGCUGAACGAGCAACUGAAGAAGUUGAUUCCAGGCUGAAAGAAGAUGAAAGAAACAAAAUGUUAGAAUACUACUCUAAGUUGAAUAUGGAAGUAGAGAAAAGUAAAAUUCACACCGAAUGGAAAAUAAAAAGACUUCAGUUGGAUCAAUCGCGUAUGCAACUACUUUCUACCGAAGAAAGAAACUUAAAACGUGAAAAACUUGAGCUUGAACAUCAAAGGAAUGAUGUGAUGGCUAUGUCUAUUCAGAGUGACUUUAUAUCUGAAGAAGAUGGAGAUAGUGAUGAGAGAGAAGAAGAAAAUAACGAUGUUGUAGUAAAAGAUACUAAUACAGAAUUUAAUGAGAAUAGAACAAAAUCUCAAACAUCCUCCGUGGUGUUCAAUGCUUUUUGCAAUGCAGCAAAAAGCAUUUUUGGUGUUGGAAAGAAUAAAGACAAACGAUGCGACAAUUAUGUCGAGCUUGAUUCUCAAGGGAAUAUUGUAAGUGAUAAAACGACACAUGAAACAUCAAGCAACGUUAUAGGAUCGAAGUUGGACCAACAGUUUGAUAAUUUACAAUUUCUAGAAGCUCGAGUUGAGGCUAUCAAAAAUAAACAGAAAGUUAUGCAUCACGAAUUUGGUGCAACCGAUAGUGAAAAUAAUCAAAUAGAAACUCCAACUAUAUUAUUGAGUACUGUCGAUGAAGAAAAUAACUUUGAAACAGAAUCAACGCCUUCCACUGAGGCGAGACGCAAUAAAUUAAAAGUGCUCGGUACAGAAUUUGAUAUAGUUAAGGAAAAGGAAAAGAAAACUAUUGCCGAGCCUAGAACUGAAGCACAGAAAGAAGCAUUAAGAAACAAGUUAAAGGUAUUAGGCGUCGAAUAUAACUUGCCUGCUGAAAAUACACAGAAACGUGAACCAGCAAAUACAGCACAGGAAGAGGCUUUGCGAAAUAGAGAUAAAGUAUUGGCUUCUGAAUACGAGACAAGGUGCUCAAAAUCACAAGAUUAUAGGUUUCAAAAAGAAAACAAAAGCGACAUGACGAAACGGUCUGAGCUGCGAUUAAACUUAAAACCCUACAGUGAAUAUAAUGUAAAUAUUAAUACAGCAACUAGUGGUGCUAUAACGCCUGGAGAUUUAUUUACGGGGCUUGAUCUAGAAACACCAACAACUGCUGAAAUGCCAAUGGACUUGGCAACAGCUAGCGAUGUAUUUACACCGCGAAGUGAACAUAGCACUAACGCUCUAGCACAAACUAAACAAGAGAAGGAGUAUCUAUCGUCUAAAGGAUUUGAUUUCUCAUUAAUAGUCGACGAUGAAACUGCAAUUUCUACAGUUAUUUCCGACGGUCGUACCGAAAGUGACAAUUCACCUUCUAAGAGUACAGACAGCAAUUUGCGGCGUAUUAAAACAAAAACUUCUGUUUUUAAUAUUAUAGACGGAACGUACAAUCUAGAUAAUUUUGAUCCUUUUAAUGUAAAAAAUUGGGAGAAAUAUUCAAAGGACUAUUUUAACAGUCGAAUAGAAAUAGAUAUGACCUCGUCUUACACUCACCCAGCAGUUAUAAUGGAAGAAGUAAAGAAACGACCUUAUCAAAAUAUUUUCAAGCCAUUACUAAGCAAUGUCAGAAAGGAGGACAAAAUCAAUUGUAAUAAUAUAGCAACACUAACGGCAUGCUUACAAAGAUCUGUAAUGUUGCCAUUAACAUAUCAAUUAGAAGUUGUGAACAACUCAAUAGUGACGUAUUUCCUAGUAGAUUUGGAUAUGUACGAUCAUUUGAGAAGUUUGAAGGAUUAUUUUUUCUUGAUGGACGGGGAGUUUUCUAGAAGCAUUUGUCACAAUUUGUUCGCGAAACUCACGCAGACCUUGAAUCCUCAAGAGUUGCUAAACUUUUCAACAUUACACAAUAUCUUGGAUAAGGCAUUGGGAUCUUCUAUAUCACAUGUUCAUAAGUUCUCGGAGAACUUAUCGUUCAGUAUAAGCGAGUCACCGCUUAGUUUCCAGCACAGCUCGCCAGAUGUCCUACAAUGUCUUUCCUUGACGUACUCCGUUAACUGGCCGCUUAACAUCAUACUAUCACAGGAGGCUCUGUCGCGAUAUGCCAAAGUGUUUCAGUUUUUGAUCAAGAUGAGAAGGAUAUUUUGGGUAUUAAGUGAGGAUUUUCAGUCCCUGAAACUAGCUGUAAAAUUAUCUCGAGAACAUUCGAGAAAGCUCCUCAAAUCGCCGCAGUACAUAUCGCUCCAACUGUACCGCCACGUGAUGGCGUCGCUCGUUCGCGCGCUCGACAACUAUAUCGUCACCACGUGCAUACUCAGUUCGUGGACGGAGUUUGAGAAGGAUCUACGGAAAGCCCGCACUUUGGACGACUUGUAUGAAUGCCACGUGCUCUAUAUAAAGAAUGUUCUGUUCAGAUGUCUGCUAAACAAUCGAUCCACGCCCGUUAUGAAGCUGCUAAAUGAUAUAUUUACGGUCAUUUUGAAGUUUAGCCGAGUUUUGAACGCUGGGGAUUGGCAUUGCAUUGAAACAGCCAGCCAUUUCACACACACGAAUUACUUGCAACUCGAUGAAUUAUACCAUAUAUUCGAAAAACUCACCAAAUAUCUACACAAGGUGAUCACGAAACUGAUGGAGUGUGGAUAUCAGCGACAUCUAGUGGAGCUUCUAACAAUGGUCAACUUGAAUGGUUACUAUAACUCGGAUAAGACUAAGGCACUUAAUAGCAGUGUGCAAACUAAUUGAAUAUUUUAAACGCUUGUUCGCUGAGAGCUAUAUAAAUCAACUUUUAACGGUAAAACUGUAAGUUUAGAUAAGUCCUCACUAUGCGGUCCGUUAUUUAUUUUUAGGUUAGGUCGCUCAAGCUGCCUGUGCUUGACAACAGCUGCGUAAAUAAGCGAUGCCCGUGAUGAUGUAAUUCAGCGACAAUGCGAUAAUCAGCUCAUAAUGAAAUAAAAUUCAUUUAUUUCUGAUACCACGUUUAAGUGGUUGAAUUGUAUAUGAUUUAUAAGUAAUAUCCUUACGACCUUAGCCUUGCUUGGAUUUUUAAGAAUGUACAAAACUUGAACAAAAAAAAAACUAAUAGGAUAUCUGGAUUCGAACCGAGGUCUUCUGCUUUCCGGAUCACCCAAUGUCCCACCUGAGCUAUUAUAUAGUCUUGUAUAUACUGGCGAAAUUUACCUUUGUAUUCUAAUGUUAUUGUAGCUGUUUCUCAUUAAAACAUAUAAGAUAUGAUUUAUAACAAAAUGUUUUCAACUGUCGAAUAUGUGGAUCCUCGUUUAUGUCACAAUUUAAAGCAUUUUAAAUCAUACGAUAGUGAACCUUAACUUCAGUAUUUCCUCGCCAUUAAAGUGGAACUAUUAUCGCUUAUUAACUAGUCAAUAUAUUUUUAUAAUGUCAUUUAACAUAUUCUCAUAAAAAAGUUUUGGGUAAUGAAAUGAAAGUAAUAAUAUUAUUCAUUCAUUGAGGUAUAUUAAUGGUAGUGGAAACACAAAUUCAUUUGGAAAAUAGAUAGCAUGAACAUUAAAAAAAUUUAAAAUAUUGUCGGUUAGGCAUUAUCAAUGUUAUUACAAAAAAUAAUUUAAACAUGGCUUAGACACGUGUUUCGUUAAACAGUAUCUAACUAUUUAAGCGACGUCUAAGAUUGACGCUAAACAACAGAAAGACACGGAUUUUUAAUAGAUUUUUUUUAAAAGUGUUCAACACGUGUUUUACUUUUUGUAAUAACCGUAUAUAUUUAAGAAUGUGUUCUAAGCCUGCGUAAGUCAUAUUUUGACUAGUAUUACAUGAUGACGUCGGACUUGCCCAGUUGUAUUGAAUUAUUAUUUAUAAUUAUUGUGAAAGUAAUAAUAAGUAAUGUACCCCCUUAUUCAUAAUGGUCCGCUAACUUUAAACAGCCGCUUAGGAGUGUUUUUUCUCAUUCUGACUUAGGUCAAUAGAAGAAGACACAGUGAGAAUUAGUAAUGCUUUAAGUUAGCUGACUAUUAUGAAUAAGACGGCUAAGUAGACGGCUCCGCUGCCGUUCCGACCCCGCGCCGCUAAACUGUCACGCGACGUUGCCAACUCGCCGUCACAUGCGUGGCCGCCGCACCGUCAGUAUUCCUUCGUUUUAUUGUUAUGGCUUCUACGUUGCAGGCUCUUAUCGAUAAAUCAAACGCGCUUAAUGCGCGCGUCAAUCUAAUUUUAUUUUUAUUUACCUAAGAAUAUUGGAUUUGACUACGGAACGAGCAUAAUAUUUCAGUGGAGGAGAAAUUGGUCUACCUGGACUAGCCCUAUGGAAAAGUUAAAAGAAAUCUGCGUGAUCUUUGGAACUGAGGUAUCCAUAUGAUGCAAGCACUAAUAUUAUGUAUCUCGUAAUCUCUGAUUUAUUUUUCUUACAUAAAUUCAAAAUUGCGCGUCUGAUACAUCAUACAAGUGAUGGCUAGCAAUAGUAGUGUUACAAGAAGUGUGGCAAAUUCAAGUAAUAGCAAAAUGGCGACGUCGGCCUCUAUACAUAUUAAAUAAUAACUUGUGGAAGAGUGGCGACAGCGCCGUCUACAGGCGUUAGAGGAUUUAAGAAUAAAUAUCUCUAUUAAAGUUAUUUAUUAAUCCGUCUAUCCGAAUUUUACUGUAUUUAUAAAUAAACAUAUAGCGGAUAUAAAAUACCUACAUAUCUUGCUGUUGGUCUCUAUUGCUAAAAUUAUGUACGUAAUAUUUUACUAAAUUCUAAUAGGCGCUUGAAGCACAGUUUUAUUUUAUAGUUGUGUGCUAUGAAUAGAGCAAAGCUUAUUCCAGUGUGUUCUUCUCGUCGUAGUUUUUGUUGAUUUAAUGUUAACAAUGCUCACUUCAUUCAUAGCGAUCUAUUUUUAGGAAAAAGACUACAUAAUAAUUAAGCUGCUGUAAAAAUUUUACUUGUUUGUUUUGAGUGCUUCUUAUAUCUUGAUAUAGUCUAAAAAUUCGUUUUUUCAGUUUGCUGCAAAAACAUGAGUAGUUAAGUCUGAAUAAAUGAAUCUGCAACUAGUAUUGAUUUGAAUUAAGUGAAUCUCUUAAGUUAUACGUUGAAUUGUUUGAAUAACUGCAUCGUCCUUGUCUGUUACAGAAAAUCUAUAAAUUAAUUGGUUAACAUUCUAAAAUUUUUUUAUACUAGUACUAAAUGUUUAUCUUUCAUUUUAAUAAACUGUAACACCUCGUACAAUUAAAAUAUUGAGCUUGACAUGAGAAUGUUAUUAGAUAUUAUGUGAUAAUAACCCACCUUAAUUAUAUCGUUAUUAAAUUAUGUUUAAUUAUUAGUUGUUGGAUUAUGUCCUGUAUAAUUAGUAUUGUGAUAAGGUGGAAUAUUGUUAAUUAUAUUUUAGUCUUCA